Molecule: messenger RNA, 1718 nt
Organism: Coccinella septempunctata (seven-spotted ladybird)
Lineage: Eukaryota; Metazoa; Arthropoda; Insecta; Coleoptera; Coccinellidae
Product: UDP-N-acetylhexosamine pyrophosphorylase-like protein 1
Exons: 3
Coding region: 54-1610 (518 amino acids)
Biological process (GO): UDP-N-acetylglucosamine biosynthetic process
Molecular function (GO): UDP-N-acetylglucosamine diphosphorylase activity
Source: RefSeq, a predicted model, not a curated record
UUAUGACAUGCCGAACCGUCAAACCCGCAUCUCGGCUAAGAUGAAACGGAGUAAUGAGCCAAGAUCGUUUGACGAAGCAAAAAGAAGCUUUGUGUGCAACAUGCACAAGCAUGAUGGACAUAAAAGUUGCGUUAGAUAAAUACGAACAGACGCAUCUGCUCAGUUUCUACGGACACCUGAGCAUCGAAGAAAGAAAAUCACUUCUCGACCAGCUGGCCUCAAUCGACUUCAAGGAGGCUAGAGAGAUGUUUCAGGAAGCUCUCGAGGUGAUGGAGCAGCAGGAGAGCUUGACCGGAAAGACGAUAGAGCCCGUUCCGAUCUCCGAAUUUGGAUCGGCCUUGACCUGCGGCGAGGCCAAGAUCCAGGAGUAUUGGAACGCCGGCCUUCACGCUAUCGGCGAAGGGAAGGUGGCCGCCUUGGUGCUAUGCGGCGGGCAGGGCACCAGGUUGGGGUUGGACAUACCAAAAGGGAUGAUAUCCGUCAACCUACCUUCUGGGAAGACCAUCAUGCAGAUUCACAUCGAGCGGAUCAAGAGGCUGCAGGAGCUGAGCGGUAAAUUAUUGGGGAAGCAGGUUGUUCUGCCGCUUUAUGUGCUGACCAGCGAAGCCACUCACGAUCAGAUAAGGGUGUUCUUGGAGGAGAACGAAUAUUUUGAGUUGCAGAAGGAAGACAUUGUCCUCUUCAAACAGGGAAUGAACCCGUGCUUCACCUUCGAAGGCAAGAUCAUCCUGUCCGAGAAAAACGUCGUCGCCAUGGCACCCGACGGCACCGGAGGCCUCUACAAGGCCAUGGCCAAAAACGGCAUCUUCGCCGACAUGGAGAAACGCGGCGUGCGCUACAUCUACGUCUUCCCCAUAGACAACAUCAUGGCCAAGGUGGCCGAUCCCAUCUUCGUCGGCUACUGCAUGGAAACAAACAGCGACUGCGCGGCGAAGGUCAUCAAGAAGCACAAGGCGAAGCAGAACGUGGGUAACAUCUGCAAGGUGGACGGCGAUUACAGCGUGGUGGAGUACUCGGAGAUCAGCGACGAGCUGGCCACUCAGACGGACGACCAGGGCGAGCUGAGGUUUCACUCGGGCAGCAUCUGCAUACACAUGUUCACGCUGGACUUCAUGAAGCAGAUGGCGGAGGUCAAGCUGAAGCCGCAUGUUGCCAAGAAGAAGGUUCCCUUCGUGGACGAGGAGGGCGUCAAGAGGAAGCCGACAAAGCCGAACGCGGUCAAGGUCGAGAGGUUCGUCUUCGAGGCUUUCAAGUUCUCCCGCGGCUUCGUCACGUGGGAAGUGGGUUACGACGAGUUCAGCCCGAUCAAGAACCCCAACUCGGUAAAGUACGAGUGCCCGCUCACCGCCAGAACCGACCUGCUGAGCAUGCACAAGAGCUACGUCGAGAAGCUGGGCGGCGUGCUGGAGCACGCGGAAGCGGAGGUGUCGCCGUUGCUGUCGUACGCGGGCGAGAACCUGGGCGACCGCGUCAAAGGCGUCGUCUUCCCGCCCUUCUCCUCCACCCACAUCCAGAGCGAGGAGGAGUACGACAAGAAUCAGGUGGAUCUGAGCUACCAGUCCUUCUCGCAGCUGUUCAAUAUCAAGCCCACGAUGAUACUGGACGGUUGAGGACGAUCACGCAAAACCGAAGACUUGCCCGGCUAGAAGUCGGGUAGUGUGUACGCCGCCUUAGUACAUAUUAGUGUCAAUAAAGCUUGAGAUGUUGAGGUUUUAAAA